Molecule: messenger RNA, 741 nt
Organism: Dothidotthia symphoricarpi CBS 119687
Lineage: Eukaryota; Fungi; Ascomycota; Dothideomycetes; Pleosporales; Dothidotthiaceae
Exons: 2
Coding region: 228-683 (151 amino acids)
Source: RefSeq, a predicted model, not a curated record
UACUUGGCGGCCCCUCUCUCACGAUCCCCAUCCGAAGCUUGAGUAGCUUCAUGACAUCAACAUCUACUAACCAUUACGAUGACGCAGAACAUUCCGUCAAAGGAUAUACUAACAAUGGGAGAGGUACUUAAUGGCGAUCGUGUGCUCGUCGUAUCAGAACCAAACUUGAAUACUCACAAGAUUGAAACUCACUGUAAACUUCAGAUAAUAAAUCCAACCCCAACAUAAUGGCACCAGAUCCUCAUCAAGGAGGACGUCUUGAAGACAUGGCAGCCGAAGGAACGACAAUUCCUGGCGACGCAGGCAAGCAGAACCUGAUCCCCUCAGUUCCACGGCCUGACCAAAUAAAUCCCGACCCUUCACUCGCCCACGCCGACAUUGCCCAUGGCGCAGACAACGCCUCCGAUAUCCCGCGUAGCGUGAACGACCCCGGUCAGACUGGCGAGGUCCUCACCGGCACAGGUGAUCAGAUGAAUUCAAGCAUCGAGAAGAAGAACCUCGAUGAUGCGAACUAUGAGCCAGGAGCGAAGGGCCAUGAUAGGGAUGCGAAACAUGCUAUAAACAGAAAGGACAAUCCUCAUGACAGCUCAAAGCACGGUGCGAGCAGCCAUGAUGUGGAAGCUGCGCCUGGAGAGGAGGAGUUGGGACAGGAUGAGUUGUUGGAGAAGCGGGGUGCGAAGUAGGAUGGUGUAUGGUGUGUAGUAUAUUGUAUCUUCAUGAGUUAUGAAUUAUUUUCCGUUG